GGGGGCGGGCCAAGGGGGGGUCGGGAGUCCACGGCGGUUAAUUCCUUUUACAGUGCGGCUCUGCUUCCCUCCGCAUGGGCUUUUCUGAAGCUGCGAGAGAUGGUCAGGUCCGGAUCUCGACCGGGCCAGGUAUUAUCUUCAGGAAAGCACACUGGACCUGCUAAAUUAACAAAUGGAAAGAAAGGGACCCAUUUGAGAAAGAUAUCUCGUCUUAAUGCAGAUUCUGGCUAUCCCACUCAUUCUGAUUCAGAAAGUCAGACUGAGACUGUACAAGGGCUUGAUGGUUGUGCUGCUUUGCUGCGGGACAUUUUGAGAAAUGAAGAUUCAGUAGGUUCAGAAAUAGCAUAUUCAGAAAACAGAUAUAACCCCAGACCUGUAGAAAGCAAACGAUAUGGAUCUAAAAAGAAAGGACAUGAAAAACAUACUGUACCUUCUGUAGUCUGGAAGGAAAUUUUAUCUUCAGAUAAUAAGAAACAGAUUCCUAAUGAUGCUUCUGCUGGAAGUGAAAGAGACUCAUCAGAUAUACCACAAAAUUGGUCACUACAAGAUCAUUAUAGAAUGUAUUCACCCAUAAUAUACCAAGCCCUCUGUGAGCAUGUGCAGACUCAAAUGUCACUGAUGAAUAACUUGGCUUCAAAGAACAACCCUAAAGGAAUUCCUACUGCACCUUGCCACACUGUGUCUGGUUCUGAAUCUCAGGUAUCUCCAUAUUCUAAUUAUAGCUUAUCCACCUCUACCCCAGUCCAGUUACCUCAGCAACCACCCUGCCCUCCAGUGGUUCAUUCUGAAGUUCAGACUGAUGGUGACAACCAGUUUAUAUCACAAGGUAGAACAAUUCCUGUGGACUGUACUGAUGAUGUUCUAAGGAAUUCCUUCAGUACUAGUCUUGGAGUUCCAUGUAGCCUGCCCCAAACUGACAAACCAGCUACUCCAACAUUUCAGCAGCUGGGUCUUGCUAAUGGAAUUCUGCCACAACAAAGAGUUCCUAAGGAACCGGACCUACUAAAGGGUUUCCAAACAUACACGAAACUGUUGGGUUCUCAUCCAGACAGUCAGACUUGCUGCAGCCCCACCCUAUUACAGCCAGAUUUCUUGGCUAUUAAAGAAGAAAAAUAUGUUAAAGAACAAAUUGGAGAGGUUAGAAGUGAAAGAAAGGAUUUAAACAUACCCGUGCAAGAUACAAGAAUAAAGGAUGUGCAGAAUGCAAAAAAUGUGAACCAGAGUGCUGAAAAAGUUAGAACUAUCAAGUAUUUGUUGGGAGAGCUCAAGGCCCUGGUAGCAGAACAAGAAGAUUCAGAAAUUCAGAGGUUGAUUACAGAACUGGAGUUGUAUAUAUCUCUGCUUCCAACAGUAAAUGGAAACACAAAUAUUCAGGUUGAAAUAGCACUGGCCAUGCAACCACUAAGAAGUGAAAAUGCUCAUUUACGCAGGCAAUUGAGAAUUUUGAACCAGCAACUUACAGAACGAGAAAAAACUCAAAAGUCAUCUGGUUCUCUGGAAUGCAACCUUGAAUUGUUUUCUCUUCAAUCAUUGAACAAGUCACUGCAAAAUCAAUUACAGGAGUCACUAAAGAGCCAAGAAUUACUACAGAGUAAAAAUGAAGAGCUUUUAAAAGUGAUAGAAAGUCAGAAAGAUGAAAACAAAAAGUUUGCUGGUAUAUUUAAAGAGAAAGAUCAAACUUUACUUGAAAAUAAACAGCAAUUUGACAUUGAGACAACAAGAAUGAAAAUUGAAUUGGAGGAAGCUUUAGUCAAUGUGAAAAGCUGCCGGUUUAAGUUAGAAGCUGCAGAAAAGGAAAAUCAGAUUUUGGGAAUAACAUUACGUCAGCGUGAUGCUGAGGUGACUCGACUAAGAGAAUUAACCAGAUUUUGUGCACAGCAGAGAUAACAUUUUUAAGUCUGGAAAGGAACUUCAACAUAAGGAUUUCUUUACUAAAAAUAAAUAAAAAUCGCAGUGUGCAGUCUUGUUGAAUUAACUAGUGGAUCAUUAUUCAUUACAGCAUUUCUUUAAAUAUACAUUUCUAUAGCAUAUUUUUUAAUCUUUUAAUAGUAGCUCAUUAGCUUCUUGAAAGAGGUAUGAGGAAAAAGUGGCUGGAGCCAUUGCCAUUUGAAUGGUAAUCAGAACUCAAAACAUAGCAUAUUUAAGAUGACAGUGAAAGCCAGGUUGGAAAAAAACUAUUUUUUUCCUUUUGUAGGAAAAGAAUCACUCAUUCUGUAUCCAAAGAUAUAAUCACUGCUAAUGGUUUCGUAUAAAGAUUCCUUUUAGUAUUUUAUUUGGAUGUGUGUAACUGUUUUUACAAAAGUAAUAUUGUUAUUGUGUUGCUUAUGGUCUGUCUUUUAAAUUUAACCUGGUAUAAUAAACAUUUUCUUAUCAAUAAAUAUUCUUUACAACAUGGCUAUAGAUGGCUGUGAUGCAGUAAGACCAUAGUUUACCUAAAUCAGUCCACAGUAUUUGAGGAUAUUAACCCCAUUUAUUUUCUGUUAUAAAUUACAUCUUUGUAAAUAUAUCUCUGGGUACAGCCUCUUGGUGAAUAUCAGUAGGAUAAAGUUCCAGAAGUGCAACUUGGUGGGUCAAAAGGUGUGGGAUAUACAAAUCUUUACGGCUUCUGAUAUAUUGCUGGUCUGCUCAGAGAGUGUACACUCCCACUAGUAAUACCUGCUUCUCCAAGCUUCUCUAACAAUGGAUAUUCUUAUUUUCCUAUGUUAGCUUGAUAGGCCAAAAAAAAUCACAUUUAAAAACUUUGAAUUUCUCUGAUAAGAGUUGAACUUUUAAAACAUACUUAUUGGCUAAUUGUAGUCUUUUAAAAUUACCUGUUGAUGUUCCUUGUAUCUUUUUUUAAAAUUGGUGUGCUUCUUUUUCUUACCUGUAUUUAAGAGUGUAUUAUGAUUCAAUUCAAAUAGACUAAAGCCUUGGUAUAAAAUGGUUUUAAUAGGACUACUAAUAAAAGCUGCCACGAAAUAAAAACCCACUUAGCCUGAAACUGUGCUAGGCACUUUACCCUUAUGUUUUAUUAUUUUAUCUUAUUUAAUGUUCACUCUAAUUCUGAAGUAGUUACCUUCAUUUUGCAAUUGAAGAACUUGAGAUUCAGGAAGGUUGAGUGACUUGCCCAAGAUCACAGCUAGCGAUAGUGUGAAGAUAUUAUUCCAUUUCUGUCUGACUUCAAACCCUGUGUGGUUUUCCUUAUAUCACACUUUUCCUGGAGCCUAGCUGUUGCUACCUAAUUAUACUAGAUAAUUAUCUCUAUCCUCUUUUUUUUACCCAGCACUAUUCCAGCGUCCUUUGCAUAUAUAUUUUGAAUGGAAAGUAAUUUAAUUACUAACAGAAUCCACUAACAAAUGAGUAAUAUAUUUACCAUUUUGCAAUGUUGCUCAAAAAUAAAGCAUCUCUGUACCUUAAGAGAGAAAUUUUUCUGAGCCUCUAUUUUUAGAUAUAAUAAUAAUCGAUUUGAUGCAGACCAAGAUCUUUUAUCAUUUCUUAUUUUAAUUUACUCUUUCCAGAGCAUAUUCUGUGAUUUUGUGCUUUUAGUUGCUUUUUCCCGUAUUAAGAACCAGGUGCUUGCCUCAAAUACUUUCUUUUAAAGAUGAGGUAUAUUUAAAUAAAUGUAAGAAAUGGGUACAAAGAAAUAAUUAGUGUACUAAAUUCUUCU
Molecule: messenger RNA, 3646 nt
Organism: Aethalodelphis obliquidens (Pacific white-sided dolphin)
Lineage: Eukaryota; Metazoa; Chordata; Mammalia; Artiodactyla; Delphinidae
Gene: CCDC14
Product: coiled-coil domain containing 14
Exons: 13
Coding region: 100-1887 (595 amino acids)
Biological process (GO): protein localization to centrosome
Cellular component (GO): centriolar satellite
Source: RefSeq, a predicted model, not a curated record